This is a messenger RNA of Caenorhabditis elegans, 1097 nucleotides long. RefSeq names its product DeHydrogenases, Short chain (gene T01G6.1). The record is from RefSeq and is marked reviewed. NCBI's taxonomy places the organism in Eukaryota, Metazoa, Nematoda, Chromadorea, Rhabditida, Rhabditidae. The coding region runs from base 141 to 980 and encodes 279 amino acids. The transcript has 4 exons.
UAUUGCUAUGGGGAUUCCCGCCAGAGCACAAUUCUGACCACAAAAUGUUGAGCCCUUUUGGCUCAGUAUAAAAGUGCUUCGCUUUUCUUCCCUAGAAUUUAUUAUUCUCUAACUUUUUUUCGCCCACACUUUCACCAAAAAUGACCCGUUUUGCUGGAAAAUCUGUGAUUAUUACUGGAUCUUCAAGUGGAAUCGGGCGAGCUACCGCUGUACUUUUUGCAAAAAAUGGAGCCCAGGUAACAAUUACUGGCAGGAAUGCUGAGAAGCUGGAGGCUACCAAGAAAAAACUACUAAAAGUUGUUAAAACUCCGGACAGUGUAAAUGUGGUGGUGGCGAACUUGACCGAUGCCCAAGGACAAGAUCAGAUAAUUCAGUCGGCGGUGAAGAAAUUUGGAAAAAUUGAUAUAUUGAUUAACAACGCCGGUGCAAAUGUGGUCGACGGUACUGUGAAUACAGAUCAGUCAAUUGAUUUGUACCAUAAAACAUUUCAAAUCAACUUUCAAGCUGUCGUGGAGAUGGUCAAGAAGACCAAAAAAUAUUUGAUAGAAUCGAAAGGAGAAAUCGUGAAUGUUUCGAGUAUCGCUGCGGGACCACAAGCGGUGUCAAUGUCUCCUUAUUAUGCAGCUGCAAAAGCUGCACUUAACCAAUACACACGAUGUGUUGCACUGGAUCUUAUAAAACAAGGAGUUCGCGUCAACUCUGUCAGUCCUGGCAUCAUCGCAACAAAUUUUAUGGGGGCUAUGGGAGUGCCUGAGCAGGCACAGAAAAAGAUUGUGAAUCUUUUCGCUUCUGAAAAAGGAUGCAUCCCUGCUGGAGUUCCAGGAAAACCGGAAGACAUUGCCGAACUCAUUGUGUUCCUGUCGGAUCGUAAGAGAUCCUUCUAUAUUGUCGGACAAUCAAUUGUGGCGGACGGCGGGACGUCUUUGAUAUCUCCAAUGGAAUCACAGAAUCUUGAGGAUGUCAUGGAACUUGGAACCUGAUUGUUUUCCCUUGAAAAUCUCUGACCAUCCCCUAUAAAGAAAGUGUAAAACCUUAUAUCGCAUUUUUAUAACUUAUAUUAAAUUUACUUUUUUGAAUAAAAUACAAUUAUCCUGAAA